CAGAAUGUGGAAGAUUGCAUCAUCAAAAGUUUUCUCAGAAGUCAGUAGGACUGCCUUCCAUUCCUUGUGAUUCUCCCUUAAAUUGGUAAGCGGGGUAAGAAAAGCUAGCAAGUACAGAGCAGCUGGUGAGGAUAAACAGAGCACUUUGGACAGCAUCAACUCAAGCAAAAUGAACCAGACGUUUACAGAUUAUAACGAUUCACACAUUGGUUAUUUCAAUAACCAAAAUAAAACCGAAUGUCUGGAUUCUCCUUAUGAUAAUCUGUGGAACUAUAUGAGAGUGAGUUCUCAGGUCUUCUUCUACCUGACCUUGAUCCUUGGUGUUCCUGGAAAUGCCUUUGUUGUGUAUGUUGCUGGAAUGAAGAUGAAGAGGACUGUUAAUACAGUAGGGUUUCUCAAUCUAGCAAUUGCUGACCUCUUUUGUUGCCUUUCCACUCUUUACUUUGUGGCAGAAAGCUUUCUUGAAGAAAACGGGCUGAAUGGAUCUGUCUUCAUGUGCAAGAUUGUCCCCUUAAUUAUGCACAUCACCAUGUUUGCCAGUGUUUUCACCCUGAGCUUAAUUAGUCUGGAUCGGUUUACUCUGGUGAUUACCCCAGUUUGGGCUAAAAAUCAUCGCAGCCUUUUAAUUGCACAACUGUCCUCUGUAGCAGCCUGGGUUCUGGCUUUAAUUCUUAGUCUGCCUUUUAUGAUGAUAAAAGAGAAUUCCACAGAUGGCAUAAGCUACUGCCUGCAAUAUGAAUUUGAAAAAGAACAAAUGUAUAGAAGGUUAUGCAUCAUCACAUUUGUGUUUGGAUUUUUGAUUCCUCUCAUAUGCAUCACAACAUGCUAUGGAUUCAUCGCACACAAGUUAGGCAGGAGUCAUUUUAACUCUGGACGAGCGUUUCGCAUCAUGUUGGCUAUUAUUGUGGCCUUUUUUCUGUGCUGGUUGCCAUAUCACAUAGUGCAUUUGAUAAUCAUAUUUGAUAAUGACGGGGAGACAUCAAGUUUCUUGGUGGCUUUGGUAGUGUAUCCAUUGGCCAUUUCUUUGGCGUAUGUCAACAGCUGCCUGAACCCCAUUCUGUAUGUUUUCAUGGGGAAGGAUUUUAAAAGCAAUGUUAAGCUUUCUCUAAGACAUGUUUUUGAAAGAGCUUUCUCUGAGGAGGGGACACAAGUGUCACGUUCCACCCAGACACAACAAAUGCACUCAGUGUAAGGAAGAUAUGAACUCAUUUAUUCAGUCUUUUCAAUUUUUUUUUUAUUACUUUAUUAUACUUUUAUUAUAUAUAAUUACCUGUCCCAAUAAAAAUUAAUGUAACUUUUCAAAAAAGCUAAUGAAAAUAUAAAUUGAAACUGAAUAAAAUAUCUUUGAAACUGAAAAAAUAAAUAAAUCACAGGCAAAAUGUUUGACUUUGUUUUUAAUACACUGCAUGUUUUGCUAACCGUUUUCUCCUAUUUCUUUCACUGAUCUGUACAUUCAAAUGUGUUUCCAGAGUUUUAGUUUGUGCUUUUGCGCCAUUCUGGCACAAAUCUCUCACGGGGGCGUGUUCUCACUAGCUACUGAGUUUUUGAUUGACAGCUUCUUGACCUGGAGGAUAUUCCAGAAAGCAGGUUAUGUGACAUACCUGGGUAUGUUUAAGAGUAAGCAAGUAUGUAAGUAGCCAUAGCAACUUACUUUCUGAACAUAACCUGCUCUGGAGCAAAUUAAAACUCUGGAAACACAUCUAUAAGUACAAAUCAGCGAAAGAAAGACAAACUCUUAGCAAAACAUGCAGUGUAUUAAAAAACGAAGUCAAACAUUUUGCCAGCGAUUUAUUUUUAUUUUAUUUUUUUUUGUCA
Ctenopharyngodon idella (grass carp) is the source of this 1815-nucleotide messenger RNA. Its product is annotated as C3a anaphylatoxin chemotactic receptor-like. The record is from RefSeq and is a predicted model, not a curated record. Gene Ontology annotation, molecular function: complement component C5a receptor activity; G protein-coupled receptor activity. Bases 170 to 1192 code for a protein of 340 amino acids. Gene Ontology annotation, biological process: phospholipase C-activating G protein-coupled receptor signaling pathway; complement receptor mediated signaling pathway; inflammatory response. The transcript has 2 exons. Gene Ontology annotation, cellular component: plasma membrane. Lineage: Eukaryota; Metazoa; Chordata; Actinopteri; Cypriniformes; Xenocyprididae.